CAGAUCACCAGUUUGGAAACCAGUUUAUGUGCAGUGUAGUAGCCUCACAUGUGAGUCAUCUGCCAACAACCAAUCUCAGUUUCGUUUGGAUCGCUCCACCUGCUGGCACAGGCUGUGUCAACUUCAUGGCUACAGCUACUCACAGAGGUCAAGUUAUCUUCAAGGAUGCCUUAGCCCAGCAGUUAUGUGAACAAGGAGCUCCAACAGAGGCCACUCUCCAUCCACAUCUUGCUGAAAUACAUAGUGACAGUGUUAUCUUGCGAGAUGACUUUGACUCUUACCACCAGCUGGAACUGAAUCCAAAUAUAUGGAUUGAAUGUAACAACUGUGAGAUUGGAGAGCAGUGUGGUGUAAUUAUGCAUGGUAACGCUGUGACGUUCUGUGAGCCAUAUGGUCCAAGAGAACUGACAACUGCUGGCCUUAAUACAACAACAGCUUCUGUCCUUCAAUUUUCUAUUGGGUCAGGUUCGUGCCGCUUUAGUUAUUCAGACCCCAGCAUCGUUGUGUCCUAUACCAAGAAUAACACUGCAGAUUGGAUUCAGCUAGAGAAAAUUAGAGCUCCAUCAAAUAUCAGCACUAUCAUUCAUAUCCUCUAUCUUCCUGAAGAUGCCAAAGGAGAGAAUAUUCAGUUUCAAUGGAAACAGGAAUACAUUCAUGAGGGUGAUGUGUAUGAAGCCUGCUGGGCUUUAGAUAAUAUUUUGAUCAUCAAUUCAGCUCACAGACAAAUUAUCUUAGAAGACAAUCUGGAUCCAGUGGAUACUGGCAACUGGCUUUUUUUCCCAGGGGCUACAGUUAAGCAUAGCUGCCAAUCAGAUGGAAACGCCAUUUAUUUUCAUGGAACCGAAGGCAGUGAGUUCAAUUUUGCCACUACCCGGGAUAUAGAUCUUUCUACAGAGGAUAUCCAGGAGCAAUGGUCAGAAGAGUUUGAGGAGCUGCCUACAGGGUGGGAUAUCAUAGGAGCUGUCAUUGGCAAUGAAUGUGGAACUCUAGAAUCAGGUUUAUCUAUGAUCUUCCUAAAAGAAGGAGAGAGAAAAAUAUGUACUCCAUAUAUGGACACAACAGACUAUGGAAAUCUGAGGUUUUAUUUCUCUUUGGGAGGAAUUUGUGACCCUGGAGAAUCCCAUGAAAAUGAUGUCAUUCUCUAUGCAAAAAUUGAAGGACGAAAAGAGCAUAUUACUCUGGACACACUUUCCUAUUCAUCCUACAAGGUUCCAUCUUUGGUUUCUGUCGUCAUCAACCCUGAACUUCAGACUCCUGCCACCAAGUUUUGUCUCAGACAAAAGAAUAACCAGGGAUCCAAUAGAAAUGUCUGGGCAAUAGAUUUUUUCCAUGUUUUGCCUGUUCUACCUUCAACAGUAUCCCAUAUGAUACAAUUUUCCAUCAACCUUGGAUGUGGAACUCAUCAGCCUGGUAACAGUGUCAGCUUAGAAUUUUCAACCAAUCAUGGGCAUUCCUGGUCUCUGCUUCACACUGAAUGUUUACCUGAGAUAUGUGCUGGGCCACAUCUUCCUCAUAGUACUGUCUAUUCUUCUGAUAACUAUAGUGGGUGGAACCGAAUAACUAUCCCCCUCCCUAAUGCAGCGCUAACCAAGGACACCAGGAUUCGCUGGAGACAAAUGGGACCAAUCCUUGGAAACAUGUGGGCGAUUGAUAAUAUUUAUAUCGGUCCAUCGUGCCUCAAAUUCUGCUCUGGAAGAGGACAAUGUACUCGAAAUGGCUGCAAGUGUGACCCUGGAUUUUCAGGUCCAGCUUGUGAAAUGGCAUCCCAAACAUUCCCAAUGUUCAUCUCUGAAAGCUUUGGAAGUUCCAGGCUUUCCUCAUACCACAACUUUUACUCUAUCCGUGGUGCUGAAGUUAGCUUUGGCUGUGGUGUCUUAGCCAGUGGAAAGGCAUUGGUUUUCAACAAAGAUGGGAGGCGUCAGCUCAUUACAUCUUUUCUUGACAGCUCACAGUCCAGGUUUCUCCAGUUCACAUUAAGAUUAGGCAGCAAAUCUGUUUUGAGUACAUGCAAAGCCCCCAACCAGCCUGGUGAAGGCGUUUUAUUGCACUAUUCUUAUGAUAAUGGAAUUACAUGGAAACUACUUGAACAUUAUUCUUAUCUCAACUACCAUGAACCAAGAAUUAUUUCUGUGGAAUUACCAGCUGAUGCUCAACAGUUUGGAAUUCAAUUCAGAUGGUGGCAACCAUAUCACUCCUCUCAGGGAGAAGAUGUAUGGGCUAUUGAUGAGAUCAUCAUGACUUCAGUACUUUUCAACAGUAUUAGUCUUGACUUCACUAAUCUAGUGGAGGUCACUCAGUCUCUGGGAUUCUAUCUGGGAAAUGUUCAACCCUAUUGUGGCCACGACUGGACUCUUUGUUUUACAGGAGACUCCAAACUUGCCUCAAGCAUGCGUUAUGUGGAAACUCAGUCUAUGCAGAUUGGUGCUUCAUAUAUGAUACAGUUCAGUCUGGUGAUGGGAUGUGGUCAGAAAUAUACUCCCUAUAUGGACAAUCAAGUGAAACUGGACUACUCUACCAAUCAUGGUCUUACAUGGCACCUUGUACAAGAGGAAUGCCUUCCAGGAAUGCCUAGCUGUCAAGAAUUUACAUCUGCAAGCAUCUACCAUUCCAGUGAAUUUACACAAUGGAGAAGGAUCACUGUACUUCUUCCUCAGAAAACUUGGUCCAGUGCUACUCGCUUUCGUUGGAGUCAGAGCUAUUACACAACACAAGAUGAAUGGGCUUUAGACAAUAUUUACAUAGGACAGCAAUGUCCAAAUAUGUGCAAUGGACAUGGCUGGUGUGAGCGAGGAAUAUGCAAGUGUGACCAAGGGUAUCAAGGCACUGAAUGUCAGCCAGAAGCUUCCCUUCCAUCUACUAUUAUGUCAGAUUUUGAGAGUCAGAACGGUUGGGAGACUGACUGGCAAGAAGUCAUCGGGGGAGAAAUUGUCAAAGCAGAACAAGGAUGUGGAGUCAUCUCUUCUGGAUCAUCUUUAUAUUUCAGUAAGGCUGGAAAGAGACAACUAGUGAGCUGGGAUAUGGAUACAUCUUGGGUGGAUUUUGUCCAGUUUUACAUCCAGAUUGGUGGAGAAAGCACUGCCUGUAACAAACCAGACAGUAGAGAAGAGGGUGUCUUGCUUCAGUACAGCAAUAAUGGGGGCAUCCAUUGGCAUCUCUUGGCAGAAAUGUACUUCUCUGACUUCAGCAAACCCAGGUUUGUCUAUUUAGAGCUCCCAGCAGCUGCAAAGACACCUUGCACUAGAUUCCGCUGGUGGCAACCAGUUUUUUCAGGGGAAGACUAUGAUCAGUGGGCAAUUGAUGACAUAAUUAUUUUGUCCGAAAAACAAAAGCAGAUCAUCCCCGUUGUCAACCCAACUUUACCUCAGAACUUUUAUGAAAAACCAGCUUUUGAUUACCCCAUGAAUCAGAUGAGCGUGUGGCUGAUGUUGGCUAAUGAAGGAAUGGUUAAAAAUGAAACUUUCUGUUCUGCUACUCCAUCAGCCAUGAUAUUUGGGAAAUCAGAUGGAGAUCGAUUUGCAGUAACUCGGGAUUUAACUCUGAAACCUGGAUAUGUGCUACAGUUCAAGCUGAACAUAGGGUGCACUAAUCAGUUCAGCAGUUCUGCCCCAGUCCUUCUGCAGUAUUCCCAUGAUGCUGGCCUCUUCUGGUCCUUAGUGAAGGAAGGUUGCUAUCCAGCAUCCCCUGGAGGCAAAGGAUGUGAAGGAAGCUCCAGGGAACUGAGUGAACCUACUGUGUAUUAUACUGGGGACUUCGAGGAGUGGACAAGAAUUACGAUUGUUGUUCCAAGAUCUCUUGCAUCCAGCAAAACCAGAUUCCGCUGGAUCCAAGAGAGUAGUUCCCAGAAAAAUGCUCCUCCAUUUGGGCUAGAUGGAGUUUAUAUUUCUGAACCUUGUCCUAGUUACUGCAGCGGCCAUGGGGACUGUGUCUCAGGGGUUUGUUUCUGUGAUUUGGGUUAUACAGCCUCACACGGAACCUGUGUAGCUAAUGUACCUAAUCACAGUGAGAUGUUCGACAGGUUUGAGGGAAAACUCAGCCCUCUCUGGUACAAGAUAACUGGCGGUCAGGUGGGAACAGGCUGUGGAACACUCAGUGAUGGAAAAUCUCUUUACUUCAAUGGGCCUGGAAAGAGAGAAGCAAGAACUGUUCCUCUGGAUACAACAAAUAUCAGACUUGUUCAGUUUUAUAUACAGAUUGGAAGCAAAACUCCUGGUGCCACCUGCAGCAAACCAAGAGCUAGAAAUGAAGGACUUGUAGUUCAAUAUUCAAAUGAUAAUGGAAUACUAUGGCAUUUACUUCGAGAGCUGGACUUCAUGUCUUUUCUAGAACCACAGAUCAUUUCCAUAGAUUUGCCACGAGAGGCCAAGACAUCUGCAACAGCUUUCCGAUGGUGGCAACCCCAACAUGGAAAACACUCAGCACAGUGGGCCUUGGAUGAUGUCCUGAUAGGAAUGAAUGACAGUUCUCAAACCGGUUUUAAAGAUAAAUUUGAUGGUUCUAUAGAUUUACAAGCCAAUUGGUAUAGAAUUCAAGGAGGUCAAGUAGAUAUUGACUGUCUCUCUAUGGAUACUGCUCUGACAUUCAGUGAAAGCAUAGGAAAACCCCGAUAUGCUGAGACCUGGGAUUUUCAUGUGACAGCUUCCACUUUUAUCCAGUUUGAGUUGAACAUGGGCUGCUCCAAACCUUUCAGUGACUCCCAUGGUAUCCAACUCCAGUAUUCCCUAAACAAUGGGAGAGACUGGCACCUUGUCACUGAAGAGUGUGUUCCUCCAACUAUUGGCUGUCUGCAUUACACAGAAAGUUCAAUUUACACCUCGGAAAGAUUCCAGAAUUGGAAGCGAGUCACUGUCUACCUUCCUCUCUCUACUAUCUCUCCCAGGACAAGAUUCAGAUGGAUUCAGUCAAACUAUACACCUGGUGCUGAUUCUUGGGCUAUUGAUAAUGUUGUACUAGCAUCUGGGUGUCCUUGGAUGUGCUCAGGACAUGGAAUCUGUGAAUUGGGACACUGUGUGUGUGAUAGGGGCUUUGGUGGGCCUUACUGUGUUCCUAUUGUUUCCUUGCCCUCUGUUCUUAAAGAUGACUUCAAUGGAAACUUACAUCCUGAUCUUUGGCCUGAAGUGUAUGGUGCAGAGAGAGGAAACCUAAAUGGAGAAACCAUUAAAUCUGGCACUUCGCUCAUCUUUAAAGGGGAAGGACUAAGGAUGCUCAUUUCCAGAGACUUAGAUUGUUCUAAGAGUUUAUAUGUCCAGUUUUCACUUAGAUUUAUUGCAAAAGGUACCCCAGAGAGAUCUCACUCCAUUUUAUUACAGUACUCCAUCAGUGGAGGAAUCAUUUGGCACUUGAUGGAUGAGUUUUACUUCACUCAAACAACUAAUGUCCUCUUUAUUAAUGUUCCCCUGCCAUAUACUGCACAAACUAAUGCCACACGGUUCCGGCUCUGGCAACCCUACAAUAAUGGCAAGAAAGAAGAAAUUUGGAUUGUUGAUGAUUUUAUUAUUGAUGGGAAUACUAUAAACAAUCCUGUGAUCCUUCUGGAUACCUUUGACUUUGGACCUAAAGAAGAUAAUUGGUUUUUCUAUCCUGGUGGUAACAUUGGCCUAUAUUGCCCAUAUUCUUCAAAAGGGGCACCUGAGGAAGAUUCUGCUAUGGUAUUUGUUUCAAACGAAGUUGGGGAGCACUCCAUUACAACUCGGGAUCUGAAUGUAAAUGAGAAUACAAUUAUCCAAUUUGAGAUCAACAUUGGAUGCUCAACUGAUAGCUCAUCUGCUGAUCCUGUAAGGCUGGAAUUUUCAAGGGACUUUGGGGCAACAUGGCACCUGCUACUUCCAUUGUGUUAUAGUAGUAGCAGCCACAUCAGCUCUUUAUGCUCCACUGAACAUCACCCAAGCAGUACCUAUUAUGCUGGUACAACUCAGGGCUGGAGAAGAGAGGUCAUUCACUUUGGGAAGCUGCAUCUCUGUGGAUCUGUACGAUUCAGAUGGUAUCAGGGAUUUUAUCCUGCAAGCUCCCAGCCAGUAACUUGGGCCAUUGAUAAUGUCUAUAUUGGUCCACAAUGUGAGGAGAUGUGUAAUGGACAUGGGAGUUGUAUCAAUGGAACCAAGUGCAUAUGUGAUCCUGGGUACUCAGGUCCAACUUGUAAAAUAAGCACCAAAAACUCAGAUUUUCUCAAGGAUGAUUUUGAAGGUCAGCUGGAGUCUGAUAGAUUCCUGUUAAUGAGUGGUGGAAAGCCAUCUAGGAAAUGUGGAAUACUUUCCAGUGGGAAUAAUCUCUUUUUCAAUGAAGAUGGUUUACGCAUGUUAAUGACUCGUGACUUGGAUUUGUCACAGGCCAGAUUUGUACAGUUCUUCAUGAGACUUGGAUGUGGUAAAGGAGUUCCAGACCCCAGAAGCCAACCUGUGCUGCUACAAUACUCACUCAAUGGAGGCCUUUCCUGGAGCCUUAUGCAAGAAUUUCUGUUCAGUAAUUCCAGCAAUGUCGGCAGGUACAUUGCCCUGGAGAUACCUUUGAAAGCUCGUUCUAGCUCCACUCGUCUUCGAUGGUGGCAACCAUCAGAAACUGGGCACUUCUAUAGCCCGUGGGUUAUUGAUCAGAUUCUUAUUGGGGGAAAUAUUUCUGGUAAUACAGUCUUGGAAGAUGAUUUCACCACCCUGGAUAGUAGAAAAUGGCUACUUCACCCUGGGGGUACAAAGAUGCCAGUGUGUGGCUCCAUGGGAGAUGCACUCGUAUUCAUUGAAAAGGCAAGCACACGUUAUGUAGUCACCACAGAUAUUGCUGUGAAUGAAGAUUCCUUCCUGCAAAUAGACUUUGCAGCUUCUUGCUCUGUUACAGAUUCUUGUUAUGCUAUUGAACUAGAAUAUUCAGUAGACCUUGGAUUGUCAUGGCAUCCAGUGCUAAGAGAUUGCCUGCCUACAAAUGUAGAAUGCAACCGAUACCAUCUCCAGCGAAUUCUUAUAUCGGAUACUUUCAACAAGUGGACCAGAAUUACUAUACCUCUUCCACCUUAUACUAGGUCUCAAGCUACUCGUUUCCGGUGGCAUCAGCCAGCUCCAUUUGACAAGCAGCAAACAUGGGCAAUAGAUAAUGUCUAUAUUGGGGAUGGUUGCAUAGAUAUGUGCAGUGGCCAUGGGAGAUGUGUGCAAGGAAAUUGUGUCUGUGAUGAGCAGUGGAGUGGCUUAUACUGUGAUGAGCCAGAGAUUGUCCUCCCAACACAACUCAAAGACAACUUCAACAGAGCUCCAUCCAACCAGAACUGGUUGACUGUGAAUGGUGGAAAAUUGAGUACUGUGUGUGGAGCUGUGGCUUCUGGGAUGGCUCUUCACUUCAGUGGGGGGUGUAGUCGAAUAUUAGUCACAGUGGACCUGAAUCUCACCAAUGCUGAAUUUAUCCAGUUUUAUUUUAUGUAUGGAUGCUUGAUAUCACCAAAUAACCGGAACCAAGGAGUUCUUCUGGAAUAUUCUGUCAAUGGAGGCAUUACCUGGAACCUUCUAAUGGAAAUUUUUUAUGACCAAUACAGUAAACCUGGGUUUGUGAACCUCCUCCUUCCCCCUGAUGCUAAAGAAACUGCCACCCGCUUCCGCUGGUGGCAGCCUCGGCAUGAUGGCUUAGACCAGAAUGACUGGGCUAUUGAUAAUGUCCUAAUCUCAGGUUCAGCUGACCAGAGAACUGUCAUGUUAGACACUUUCAGCAGUGCUCCUGUGCCCCAGCACGAGCGAUCCCCUGCAGAUGCUGGGCCUGUAGGAAGAAUUGCUUUUGACAUAUUCAUGGAGGACAAAACCACAGUGAAUGAGCACUGGCUAUUCCAUGAUGAUUGUACUGUGGAAAGGUUCUGUGAUUCCCCUGAUGGCGUAAUGAUCUGUGGUAGUCAUGAUGGCAGAGAAACUUAUGCAGUUACUCAUGACUUAACUCCUACUGAAGGCUGGAUAAUGCAGUUCAAGAUUUCUGUGGGAUGUAAAGUAUCUGACAGAAUUGCACAGAAUCAGGUCCAUGUGCAGUAUUCUACUGAUUUUGGAGUGACCUGGAGCUAUCUGGUACCCCAGUGUUUACCUGCUGACCCAAAAUGCUCUGGAAGCAUCUCUCAACCAUCUGUAUUCUUUCCCACAAAAGGAUGGAAACGCAUCACCUACCUUCUUCCUGACAGCUUAGUUGGCAAUCCGGUGAGGUUUAGGUUCUAUCAGAUAUACUCGGAUAUGCAGUGGGCCAUUGACAAUUUCUAUCUGGGACCUGGAUGCUUGGACAACUGCAGGGGCCAUGGUGAUUGCCUGAAAGAACAGUGCAUCUGUGACCCAGGAUACUCUGGCUCAAAUUGCUACUUGACUCACACUCUGAAGACUUUCCUGAAGGAACGUUUUGACAGUGAAGAAAUCAAACCUGACUUAUGGAUGUCACUGGAAGGUGGAAGUACUUGUACAGAGUGUGGGAUUCUUGCAGAAGAUACUGCACUAUAUUUUGGAGGAUCCACUGUGAGACAAGCUAUCACUCAAGAUUUGGAUUUAAGGGGUGCAAAAUUUCUGCAAUACUGGGGACGAAUUGGUAGUGAAAAUAACAUGACCUCUUGUCACCGGCCAACCUGCAGGAAGGAAGGUGUACUAUUGGAUUAUUCUAUUGAUGGAGGGAUUACUUGGACUUUGCUACAUGAGAUGGAUUAUCAGAAGUACAUUUCUGUUAGACAUGACUACAUACUUCUACCAGAACAUGCCCUAACUAAUACAACACGUCUUCGAUGGUGGCAACCUUUUGUAAUCAACAAUGGGAUAGUGGUUUCAGGUGUUGAGCGUGCUCAGUGGGCAUUAGACAACAUAUUGAUUGGGGGAGCAGAAAUCAAUCCCAGUCAAUUGGUGGAUACUUUUGAUGAUGAAGGUAUUUCCCAUGAAGAAAACUGGAGCUUUUACCCUAAUGCAGUCAGAACUGCAGGAUUCUGUGGAAAUCCAUCAUUCCAUCUGUACUGGCCAAAUAAGAAAAAGGACAAGACUCACAACAUCCUCUCCUCCCGGGAGCUUAUCAUACAGCCAGGCUACAUGAUACAGUUUAAAAUUGUAGUGGGAUGUGAAGCCAGUUCUUGUGGUGAUCUCCACUCUGUAAUGUUAGAAUAUACUAAGGAUACAAGAUCUGAUUCCUGGCAGCUUGUCCAGACGCAAUGCCUUCCUUCUUCUUCAAACAGCAUUGGCUGUUCUCCCUUCCAGUUCCAUGAAGCCACAAUCUAUAAUUCUGUAAAUAGCUCCAGUUGGAAGAGGAUAACCAUCCAGUUGCCUGAUCAUAUAUCCUCCAGUGCAACACAGUUUCGUUGGAUCCAGAAAGGAGAAGAGGCUGAAAAGCAAAGCUGGGGAAUCGAUCAUGUCUACAUAGGAGAAGCUUGCCCCAAACUCUGCAGUGGCCAUGGAUACUGUACAACUGGAGCUGUCUGUAUUUGUGAUGAAAGUUUCCAAGGAGAUGACUGCUCUGUUUUCAGUCAUGACCUUCCCAGUUACAUUAAGGACAACUUUGAGUCAGAAAGAGUCACUGAAGUGAAUUGGGAAACCAUACAAGGUGGUGUAAUUGGAAAUGGAUGUGGACAGCUGUCACCCUAUGCCCAUGGAGACUCACUGUACUUUAAUGGAUGUCAGAUAAGGCAAGCUGUUACAAAACCGCUGGAUCUCACCCGAGCAAGCAAAAUAAUGUUUGUUUUACAAAUUGGGAGCACUUCACAGACAGACAGCUGCAAUACCAAUCUGAGUGACCCCAACACCGUGGACAAGGCAGUUUUACUCCAAUAUAGCGUAAAUAAUGGCAUCACUUGGCAAGUCAUAGCACAGCAUCAGCCAAAAGACUUUAUACAGGCCCAAAGAGUGUCCUAUAAUGUACCCCUGGAAGCACGAAUGAAAGGAGUUUUACUUCGUUGGUGGCAGCCACGCCACAAUGGAACAGGUCAUGAUCAGUGGGCUUUGGACCAUGUCGAAGUCGUCCUCACUCGCAAACAAAAUUACAUGAUGAAUUUUUCACGACAACAUGGGCUCAGGCAUUUCUACAACAGAAGACGAAGGUCACUUAGACGAUACCCAUGAAGAAACAAAUUGUUUUAUUUUUUCCUCCCAACAUGUGAUGUGUUGCUUUCCAAUCUCCUAAAACUAGCACUGCAUCUGGUAUCAGGACUUUUCUUCUAAAGGCUUGAUGAAUACCUGAGAGCUUUUCUCCAGACAGAGUGUACACCACUUUUUCACACUGUGAACUAAUGAGAAGUGACUUAUUUUCUCAUAGCUAAAUGUUUUAAUGUUGAUGUGUCUGUGAAAAUUGUGAUCUGUUGUAAUAUCAGUUACAGUGGCAGUAUUGGAAGUAAGCAACUAACUGUUUAACAGGAAAAAAACUUUAAGCACAAAAUUUAAGAGAUUUUAUGUUUUAAAAUGACAUUUAAUACAGUAUUUAACAUUCUUGGUCACAUAGCUAUUUAAGUGAACUGUAUUUCAGCUAUGUAUCAUGUUUUCUAAGAUUAAGUUAUCAUUGUUUGUCCUUUAUGUACUCUCUUCUACAACAUAACACAUUGGCACUGUAUUGACUUGUUAUGUUGUUGUAAUAUUUUGCUGCUGAUUUUUUUUGGGCUACUUACACUCUGAUAUCAUGCAGGAAGUAAACAGAAAUUUAUGAUUGAGAAGACACUUGUAAAAACAUUGCUAUCUCCUUUAAUAUUACUCUUCAAUAUGUCUGUGGGUUAGCGUUGUUUUGUGAAUAAGAAUGACCUAAAUUUUUUUUCUACUAAAGGACUGUGGAUAAAGCACAACUCCUCUCAUCCCACCCCACCCCCAAAAAAUUCCCCAUUUCCUUAACUGAAGGUAAAUACUAUUUUCUGUGGCUGAUUUACUAACAGUAACUGCCAUUUUGUGUUUGUGGUAACAGAGUGAUUUGUAAAACAGUGGAUGUUUUCAUCGUGUUCUCUUUGUGACUUGUUUCUCUUGCGGGUCAUAUUUGUAUCUUCUGAUAAAGUUGUACCUACACCAGCAACAGUAUGAUGGUUGUAUAGCCCUUAAUUGUCUAUUAUCAUAAAUGCAAUUUCACUCUAGGGUGAAAUAAACUAAAGUUCCAUGCUUCAAUAAAGAUUAUGUCAAGAAAA
Molecule: messenger RNA, 11074 nt
Organism: Antechinus flavipes (yellow-footed antechinus)
Lineage: Eukaryota; Metazoa; Chordata; Mammalia; Dasyuromorphia; Dasyuridae
Gene: RELN
Product: reelin
Exons: 62
Coding region: 27-10034 (3335 amino acids)
Biological process (GO): neuron migration; central nervous system development
Molecular function (GO): lipoprotein particle receptor binding
Source: RefSeq, a predicted model, not a curated record